UUUGAAAACGGUGAAGGCAGCAUUCGCUCAGUGUGGUUUUGUUAGGAACUAUAUCGAUAAAAAGUCGCCGAACUCCUGGUAAACAUUUAAGUAACUGUGACAUUUUAUGGUCUAAAACGGCUAACAGCGUUUGUUCCUGGAACAAAGACAUCCGGGACAUGAGACUGCUUUAAGACGAACAGUAACUUCGGUGGUGGGCUGUGUGCCUCUUUCAGUGGAGAAUCUCUGAUGGUACUCAGCCUGCCUUUUUCAGAAACCUGCACAGAUGUUUUCGCUGGGUCAGGAAAACAUCUCCACCCACCUUAUGUCUACCAAAGGACCUGUCAAAUAUGGGGAGCUCAUCGUUCUGGGGUGUAAUGGGUCUCUACCCUGUGGAGACAAGGGGAGGCGGAAAAGCCGCUUCGCUUUGUGUCGCAAAAAUAAGGCCAACGGUGUGAAACCGAGCACUGUCCACAUGUCAUGCACACCUCAAGCUGCCAAGGCCGUCAGCAACAAGGAGCAGCACAGUAUUUCAUACACACUGUCUCGCGCACAGACAGUGGUGGUGGAGUACACUCAUGACAGCAACACAGACAUGUUCCAGAUUGGCCGUUCUACAGAGAGUCCCAUUGACUUUGUGGUUACGGAUACUGUGCCUGGAGGUCAGAACCAAGCUGACAGUCAGACACUUCAGAGCACCAUCUCCCGCUUUGCCUGCCGCAUCAUCUGCCAAAGAAACCCACCUUACUCUGCACGGAUUUACGCCGCAGGCUUUGACACGUCUAAAAACAUCUUCCUUGGGGAGAAGGCAGCCAAGUGGAGAAUGCAGGAUGGGCAGAUGGAUGCACUGACGACAAAUGGAGUUCUCGUGAUGCAUCCUCGCCACGGCUUCUGCCAGGACUCCAAACCUGGUCAAUGGAGGGAAAUCUCAGUUUGUGGGAAUGUUUUUACACUGCGGGAGACCAGAUCAGCUCAGCAGAGGGGGAAUAUGGUGGAAUCUGAGUCCAACGAGCUGGUGGAUGGGUCUCUUAUCGACCUGUGUGGUGCCACCCUGCUGUGGCGCACGGCCGAAGGACUUUCCCUCACUCCCACAGUCAAACACCUGGAGGCCCUGCGGCAGGAGCUGAAUGCUGGGCGGCCACAGUGUCCUGUGGGCUUCAACACACUGGCCUUCCCCAGCCUGCGUCGCAAGGACGUCCUGGAUGAGAAGCAGCCAUGGGCAUACCUGCGCUGCGGCCAUGUGCAUGGCUACCAUGGCUGGGGAGGGCGCUGUGAUCCCGAGGUCGAAGCAGAGUGUCAGGAGCGGGAGUGCCCCAUGUGCCGUGCGAGGGGCCCUUAUGUGCCACUGUGGCUUGGCUGCGAGCCGGGGUUCUACGUAGAUGCGGAGUCCCCUACCCAUGCCUUUGUCCCCUGUGGCCAUGUUUGUUCAGACAAAACAACUGUGUACUGGAGCCAGAUCCCGCUGCCACAUGGCACACAUGCCUUCCAUGCCGCCUGCCCAUUCUGCAUCCAGCCGCUGAGCGGGGAGACCGGCUGUGUCAAACUGAUCUUCCAAAGCCCGCUGGAUUAGGAACGACUCUUGACUCUUUAUCUGAAGCCUUAAUCAACAAAAGAGGGAUGCAAUUAUUUACAGUUUCGGAAUUUUCAUAACUUAAUUUAACUUAAUUUAGUGUGAUUUUUAUUGGGUUGAUUCUUACCUUUUAUACGGUUAUAUGGUUCAGGCACCAAAAAGGUGAAGGUUCUUCCCCAGAUACAGCUGUCUGGAAAAGCUGUGAUGAUCUUUAACUUACUUACACUUAAUUUAUUCUUUUACCUUUUUAAUGUAAUUUUGUCCUAUGAGUCAGUGCAACAUUUCCCUGCAUCUCUCUAUAGCUGAUUACCGUCUCAUACUGCAUUAAGGAGCUGAUAACAAGAUCCAGUUAAGAGUUGUGUGCAGAUGUUGGUCUGGAAGCUUAUUCAGGGGAAACACUGGAUUUUAGAUUUUUUAAAGAUUUUUUUCUUACUUCGAGUGUAAGAAUAAUUUUUGAUUUUUUUGGGGGGGAUUGUUUUUUAAACUCCAAAAUCAAGUGACCUCUUUUUUUUAAUGCAAACUCUGAACUCAAGCUAGCAAAACUGUAUCUGGGAAACUUUUUAAGCUGCUCUCCUGUGACUUGAAACAUCUAUAAGUUUAUACGUUUUUCAACUAAAGAGAUAAAUGACUUCAAAUCAGCGAUCAUUGUUUUAACAAAUUGUUUGUACAAGCAAUAAAUAUAGACUUACUUACAGACCUGGGUCUGUAAGGAAAUAGUUAUAUUUCCUUACAGACCCAGGUAGCUCAGCAGCUCUGUAUUCAGCAUUUGUCCAAUAUCUUGAGGCCAAACCUGUCACUUUAAAUUCAUCAUGUACUUCAUAUUUUCUUAAUUAUGUUUUAUUCUGAUUGUAAAGAUUCUUGGACCUCUUUCUUGUACCUUUCUCUAAACUUUGUUUUUUGUCCCUGAUGAGUUUUAAGAAAUAUUAUCCAAGUAUCUUUAUUGUUAUUUUUCGUUUUGACUCAUCAUGCAAGAAAUUAACAGCAUCAUCAACCAAAACCCUGAUGAGAGGGAAUGUUAGUCUGAAAGCAUCAAAGCAGAUGCUGAUAAGUUCACUCUGACUCAUUUCCUGUGAACCAGGUAUUCAUUAUAUUUUGUCACUAGCCUGUUUUUAAAGUGUGUCACCUUCUUGGUUAUGCAGUCAUGCUGUACACUUUUCUUUUCCUUUUUUUUUUUUUUUUUUUUUUUGUACCGAUAGCGAACAA
Molecule: messenger RNA, 2752 nt
Organism: Pelmatolapia mariae (spotted tilapia)
Lineage: Eukaryota; Metazoa; Chordata; Actinopteri; Cichliformes; Cichlidae
Product: E3 ubiquitin-protein ligase pellino homolog 1-like
Exons: 7
Coding region: 266-1549 (427 amino acids)
Biological process (GO): protein K48-linked ubiquitination; regulation of Toll signaling pathway
Molecular function (GO): ubiquitin protein ligase activity; protein binding
Source: RefSeq, a predicted model, not a curated record